Messenger RNA from Prorocentrum cordatum, 676 nucleotides. NCBI's taxonomy places the organism in Eukaryota, Dinophyceae, Prorocentrales, Prorocentraceae. The record is from the annotation of a GenBank genome assembly.
CUGUCUCGAGGACUUCUCGCGACUGUACGCGGAGGUGGCGGCGCUGGCGUGGCACCUGCAGGAGCUCCGCAAAGGCCAGGCGCAGCAGCACAGCGACGCAGACUUGUUCUACGUCCACUCGAUAGGGCUGGUCUCGACGGGCAUCUUAACGCAGGAGAUUGCCAACGGCACUGACGGGGAUGGUCCUCACAUGGCGCCGCUGACCUUCGGGGCCACCCCCGCUCGGAUCUACCGCUUCGCCGCCUGCCCGACGGAGGCCGAGCUGCUCGAUAUGGUUCGGGCCGCCAGACGGGAUUCGCGGGCGGCUGGCCUCAAUGUGUCGGAUUUCCUAUUGUUCGUGCGGAAUGGUGACAUCCUCGGCGGCGCCUCCACUGUCAGCUUCGGUGAGGUGCCAGGCUUCUACCGCCGCGUGGGCCGCAAGGGUCUGGACGACGACGCCAGGGGCGGGGAGCUGAUGGAUGCUGGGGGGGCCGCCGCGCCCGUGCCAGACCCUGCGGGCGACUGCGUGCUCGUGAGCGCGGAGGUGCCCGUCCUUGGUCUGGCAUGGGUCUACGCCAAGUCUGUGUCUAACGAGAUGCAGCGUGGCGGUGAGAUCACACUGGCUCCUGGGGAUGUCAUGUGGGGCAAGAGCGGCCUGCGUGGUAGUCCGACUUGCUUCGUCGUGCCGAUGGAGCUG